CACNGCACGCUGCUGCCCGCGGAGGACAAUGCGCCGCUCUUUUACCAGCCCGGCCCGAGGGGCUUCUACUCGCCGCGCCUUGGUCGCGGAACCGAAGCUCGCCUGAACGCCUUUCGCAACGUGGGCCGCAUCAUUGGCAUCUGCUUUGUGCAGAAUGAGCUCUGCCCCAUCACCCUCAACCGCCACGUGAUCAAGUACAUUCUCGGCCGGCCGAUCGGUUGGCACGACCUGGCCUUCUUUGACCCGGACCUCUACGAGUCGCUGCGGCAGCUGAUCUUGGACGCCGAGUCGCCCGGACGGGAGGAGGUCUUUGCCCAGCUCGACUUUCGCUUCUCCAUUGACCUCAGUCGGGAGGAGGGAGGUGGCGAGGUGGAGCUGCUGCCCGGUGGGCGCCACCUUCGAGUGACGCCCGCCAAUGUGCUGAACUACGUGCAGCGGUAUGCGAUGCACCGGAUGCUGUACAGCGCCGCGGCGGCCAUUAUGGCGCUGAAGGCGGGCGUCUUUGAUGUGCUGCCGGCGAGGAGCUUUGAGGGGCUGACGGCCGAAGACUUUCGCCUCCUUCUCAAUGGCGUCAAUGAGAUUAACGUGUCACUGCUGCAGAGCUAUGUUACCUUUCAUGAUGAAUCGGGCGACGGCGCCGAGCACCUCAGCUACUUUCGCCGCUGGUUCUGGUGGGUGCUGGAGCGGAUGACCAACGAGGAGAAGCAGGACCUGGUGUACUUUUGGACCGGAAGUCCGGCGCUGCCCGCCAGCGAGGAGGGCUUCCAGCCGAUGCCCAGCAUUACCAUUCGCCCCCGGGAUGACAUGUACUUUGUGACGGCCAAUACGUGA
Molecule: messenger RNA, 831 nt
Organism: Rhagoletis zephyria (snowberry fruit fly)
Lineage: Eukaryota; Metazoa; Arthropoda; Insecta; Diptera; Tephritidae
Source: RefSeq, a predicted model, not a curated record